AUGACUGCAAAAGCAACCGAUGAAAAAGGCAAAAAGCCUGCCAACUUGGAGUACACAUUACACCGGGUCGGGCAUUGCUACUCCAAAGAGUACCGCGUCUACUUCGAACGCACCAGGGACCACGUGCCCAUCUCACCUUACCAUGACAUUCCCCUGUACCAUGACCAGGAAAAGGGGAUUCUAAACAUGGUGGUUGAGGUGCCGCGGUGGUCCAAUGCCAACGAGCGCCUAAAUCCCAUCGGCCAGGACACCCUGAAUGGCAAACCCCGCUUCACCAAGAACUGUUUCCCUUAUAAAGGUUAUAUGUGGAAUUAUGGUGCCUUUCCUCAGACCUGGGAAGACCCCCAUCAGGUCCACCGCGACAUCUACAAACCUGGAGACAACGACCCCCUUGACGCAUGCGAAAUCGGUCGUGCCGUUGCCCAAGUCGGCGACGUGAAGCACGUCAAGGUCCUCGGCGUGCUAGGGCUGAUUGACAACGGCAAGGCCGACUGGAAAGUCCUUGUCAUCGACAUACAUGACCCGCUCGCAGACCAAGUGAACGAUCUCGACGAUGUGAGCAAGCACUUCCCUGGCUUGCUGGACGCGUCAAGGGAUUGGUUCCGAAUUUAUGGUCUGCCGGAUGGAGAGGGACAAGGGGAGUUCGCUUUUGGGGGGGUGUGGAGGGGGCCGAGAUAUGCAGACAAGGUGAUCAAGUGGUGUUGGCAGUCAUGGAGGAAGCUGAUUAGAGGGCAUGCUGAACGGGGGAAUAUCUCGAUAGAGAACACAACCCUUAGGGGUAGUCCUGGUUAUCUUGAUCCAAGAAAUGUAGAGCUGCCCCCUGAUGAGGACAAGUCACCCGCCAACAUUGAGGACGAUCUAGAUGAAUGGUUCUACAUCGACCGACACGAUUUGGAAAAAACAUUUGCUUUAAUGGAGGGAUCGUGCAUUUACAUCACCCUGUUGUUAGAUGCGUGA
This is a messenger RNA of Thermochaetoides thermophila DSM 1495, 957 nucleotides long. RefSeq lists its product as uncharacterized. The coding region runs from base 1 to 957 and encodes 318 amino acids. Gene Ontology annotation, molecular function: inorganic diphosphate phosphatase activity; magnesium ion binding. Lineage: Eukaryota; Fungi; Ascomycota; Sordariomycetes; Sordariales; Chaetomiaceae. Gene Ontology annotation, cellular component: nucleus; cytoplasm. Gene Ontology annotation, biological process: phosphate-containing compound metabolic process. The transcript is spliced from 5 exons. The record is from RefSeq and is a predicted model, not a curated record.